This is a messenger RNA of Ornithodoros turicata, 972 nucleotides long. RefSeq lists its product as uncharacterized. Lineage: Eukaryota; Metazoa; Arthropoda; Arachnida; Ixodida; Argasidae. The record is from RefSeq and is a predicted model, not a curated record. The transcript has 5 exons. Bases 301 to 804 code for a protein of 167 amino acids.
GGUAUCAUUUGGGUGCACAUACGUGCUCCUACGCGUUAGGUGCGGAUGUAGUUCCCUGGUUGGCGCAAGUUUACAAUUCUCACUCGACUGGUCCAUGGUGUCGGCGGUGUUCCGGCGUGUUGUGUGGUCUUUCUGUUUCUCCGAUCUUGUCGCGUGCAGGUGCAACUACUGGUGGGAGUACAACACUUGACUGUAAAAGGCAUUCACAACGGAACUCGGAGAAGGAGUUGUUAUACUAAUGGCACUGUGCAGAAAGUUGGAGAGGCUCCUUUCCGAUUUGACCAGCUGCGGUUGGAGAGAAUGAACUUCAUCGUUGUUUACCUUGGAGGCAACGAUAUAGACAGCGGCCGGGAACCCCACGAUGUUGUCAACCACCUCUUGGAAUUUGCUCACUUCCUCCAAGGCAGCUUUGAGAAUGUUUUCCUAUGCCAGUUAAUGCCCCGACUUGACGAUGCCUUGUGCCAGAAGCACAAACGCUUCAACAGGCGCCUGAAAAAAGCGGCGGACAGGACCAUACACAUUGUCGGGACCGAGUUCAAAUUCUUGAAGCACGGUCUAGCCGACAAGCGCCUCCUUGCUGCUGACGGCUACCACGUCGACCGCGAGCACGGCAUCAACGCCCUGGCGUUUUGCAUACAGCGGGCCCUGCACACAGCGAUAGGUACCCCAUUGACACCUGCGCCACCGCACCUGACGCCCAGGAUCCUCAGGUGUACACGUUGUGCAACUUGCGGCAAAACCGGGGCAAGGAAGCUUACUUGUGGCCAUGGAGAGGGAAUUUGCGGCGCCUUCCGAGCACACUAAGAGAAAGAAUGCAACGAGAAGAAGUAAAAAAACGGCCCUUUUCAGGGCCACCAAAUAUCUGCCACAAUGGCUCGCGUUCUGCGAGUAUAGAAAGACCCAGGAUGACGUUAGCAAUAAAACAUAACUCAAGCCCGAUCAGUCACUGAAACUACAAACAGAGAGUGGGCA